Molecule: messenger RNA, 2538 nt
Organism: Peronospora farinosa
Lineage: Eukaryota; Oomycota; Peronosporomycetes; Peronosporales; Peronosporaceae
Source: the annotation of a GenBank genome assembly
AUGGUUGCGUCCAUGGAUGAUACUUCCGCUCCUGCCACAUCCAAACAGAUGUCAAUUACUACCAAGAAAACUCGUCGUGUGGUCUCACUGCUCAUCGACAAUUAUGACUCGUAUACGUACAACAUCAUGCAGAUGUUGGCUCAAGUGAACGGUUUCUCGUCCAGCGUGACGGUGAUUAGGAACGACGAUUUCAAUGGCCAAUUUGCUGCUGCAUGGGACCAUUUUGUAGCUCAAACGAAUGCAAUUGCAACAGGUCAGGACGUGGAAGUGGUGCGCAACGUUAUCAUUUCUCCUGGCCCGGGUCACCCAGCAGAACCAAAAGACUUUGGCAUGUGUGCCGACGCCAUUCGUUCUGCUACGGUGCCAGUGCUGGGUGUGUGUUUGGGACACCAGGGUCUGGCUCAUGUCUAUGGAGGGAAAGUGAUGCAAGCGAGACAAGUCAUGCAUGGCCGCACCAGUCGGGUGUUCGUUGAAGGGGACAAGACGCUAUUCGCUUAUGUCCACAAUGGAUUCAAGGUAGUGCGAUACCAUUCGUUGGUCAUUGACCCGUUGAACGUGCCUGAGGAACUAGAGGUGAUUGCUUGGACGGAUGAUAAAGUUGUUAUGGCUGUACGUCAUCGAUCGAAGCUACAAUUUGGCGUCCAGUUCCAUCCAGAAGCGGUGUGCAGUGAGUUCGGCUACCAACUCUUCCAGAACUUUCGCGAUGUUACAUUGGGUCAAUGCGCCUCGAAGUGUGAGCUACAUCAUAACAACCACUUGGAGCAAGAGUAUAAGGUGCAGUUUGAGGACAAGCAGAAAGGUAUUCAGCAGACGCCGGGCUACCGUGUUCUGAUUAAGCGCGCUUCGAGUGAACUUGCAUCGUUAGAGUUAGCUGAGUUUGUGUUUGGAGAGUUGUUUGGAAAGUCGAAGAGGUCGUUCUGGCUUGACAGUAGCAGCCACGAUACGGUUGUAGGUACCGAUGCAGAAACUCAGUCACGGUGCUCAAUAAUGGGAGACGGCAGCGGACCCUUGAGCUACUGUGUAGAGUAUGACGUUGCUAAGGUAGGGCUGCGUGUCCGUCGAUGGCAGAUGAAUGCUGGCGACGAGCAAGUGGAGAUCUUGCCGGGGCAGCACAUCCUGACUCAUGUCCGAGAAGUGACACAAAAGUAUCAGUGUCACAACGUUACUUUUGAGGAUGCUGAACAUGAUCAGGAGGCAACUGCUGAACUUCCUUUUGCCUUCCGCGGCGGUUUUGUGGGCUAUUUUGGAUAUGAAGUACUGGGUAGCGAACAAGAGGGCAAGAAGCAAUUUAACGAGAACAACGAACAAGUAUGCGGGGAGCGUGCUCCAGAUGCUUCAUGUCUGUUUAUUGAUCGAGCAUUGGUAUUUGAUCAUCGUGAAGGUGAUAUCUACUCACUUUCACUGAGCGAGGCCAACGCCGAAAGUGAACACGUGAGCCAGGACUGGCACGAAACAAUCAAGAAGCAACUGAAGCGGCUCUGUGAGGAUUUUUGUCAAAAGACCGAUGCAUGUCCACCAUUUUCGUCGAAACUCACUGUUGGAAAGGAUGAAGUCAUUUUUCACCCGUCACGGACCCGAGAACAAUAUGUGGCUGACAUCGAGAAGAUUCAGCGCUUGAUUCGUAAAGGUGAGACCUACGAAGUAUGUCUGACUAACAACUUGCGUGCAGAUUACGCUCUGCGCGAUCCGUUAGCAUUCUAUCGUAUGCUGCGCCACAAAAAUCCAGCCCCGUUCGCCGGUUUCUAUUUGAGCAAUCCGAAGAAUCGCUUUCAGACUCCAGUCGAGCUCAAUGGAUCAGAAGGUGAUGUGGAUGUGGAGGAUACCUACGCAUUAUGCUGCUCUUCACCCGAGCGAUUUCUACGGUUGGGAGCCGACGGCUGGAUGGAGUCCAAGCCAAUUAAAGGGACACGUGGUCGCGGUCGUGAUCCUAGCGAAGAUGCCGCCAUUGCUGAAAAACUUAAAAACUGCGAGAAAGACCGAGCCGAGAAUAUGAUGAUCGCUGAUCUUGUGCGCAAUGACUUCGGCAUCGUAGCACGUAUCGGAUCGGUGCAUGUGCCGCGGUUGAUGAGUGUGGAGACGUAUGCUACUGUACACCAGCUCGUGACUACCAUUCGUGCUCAACGAAAGGAGGAUGUGGACGUAGUGGAUGUGUUGCGAGCUACUUUCCCUGGUGGAUCUAUGACUGGAGCGCCCAGGAAGCGCACGAUGCAUAUUAUUCGAGAGCUUGAACGUGCUCCGCGCGGUGUCUAUUCCGGAGGUCUAGGCUUCUUGUCGAUUGACGGUAGCUGUGAUUUGAACAUUAUCAUCCGCACAGCAAUCGCGACUCCGAACAGCGUGACGCUCGGUGCCGGUGGUGCUAUUGUGGCACUCUCAGAUAGUGACGAUGAGUAUGACGAAAUGUUGCUCAAAGCGCGAGCUCUAGUAGCUACGAUCGGUGCCUACGCCACGGGCAGGGAUGACGGCUCUGGUGCCCGCGUGGUUGUCAACUCACGCUCAGAAGACGUGUGCUUGCUUGCCCCUCCCUGGCUAGCUAGCUAG